Dromiciops gliroides (monito del monte) is the source of this 1340-nucleotide messenger RNA. It is a transcript of the gene CIAO1, whose product is annotated as cytosolic iron-sulfur assembly component 1. The record is from RefSeq and is a predicted model, not a curated record. Gene Ontology annotation, biological process: iron-sulfur cluster assembly. The transcript has 7 exons. The coding region runs from base 42 to 1061 and encodes 339 amino acids. Gene Ontology annotation, cellular component: cytosolic [4Fe-4S] assembly targeting complex. Lineage: Eukaryota; Metazoa; Chordata; Mammalia; Microbiotheria; Microbiotheriidae. Gene Ontology annotation, molecular function: protein binding.
GGGGCGGGGGGCCUGGGGUCUGGCUGAGCCUGAGCACCGCCAUGAAGGACUCCCUGGUGCUGCUGGCCCGCGUGCCGGCCCACCCAGAUUCCCGCUGCUGGUUCCUGGCCUGGAACCCUACAGGGACCCUGCUAGCCUCGUGCGGCGGCGACCGCAGCAUUCGCAUCUGGGGCAAGGAGGGUGAUGGCUGGGUGUGUAAGUCUGUUCUGGCCGAGGGUCACCAGCGCACUGUGAGGAAGGUGGCCUGGUCCCCUUGUGGGAACUACCUGGCAUCUGCCAGUUUUGAUGCCACCACCUGCAUCUGGAAGAAGAAUCAGGAUGACUUCGAGUGUGUAACCACCCUUGAAGGACAUGAAAAUGAAGUAAAGUCAGUAGCUUGGGCGCCAUCUGGUAGCCUUUUGGCCACUUGCAGCCGGGACAAGAGUGUCUGGGUCUGGGAAGUUGAUGAAGAGGAUGAAUAUGAAUGUGUCAGUGUUUUGAAUUCACAUACACAGGAUGUUAAACAUGUGAUAUGGCACCCUAACCAAGAGCUGUUGGCAUCAGCCAGCUAUGAUGACACAGUAAAGCUUUACCGAGAGGAAGAGGAUGACUGGGUAUGCUACGCCACCCUGGAGGGCCAUGAGUCCACAGUGUGGAGCUUGUCCUUUGACCCCAGUGGCCAGCGCCUGGCAUCUUGCAGUGAUGACCGCACUGUGCGCAUCUGGCGCCAGUACCUGCCAGGCAAUGAGCAAGGAGUAGUCUGCAACGGCUCUGACCCUACCUGGAAGUGUAUCUGCACCUUAUCUGGCUUCCAUUCUAGAACUGUCUAUGAUGUCUCAUGGUGUCACCUGACAGGGGCCCUGGCCACAGCUUGUGGUGAUGAUGCCAUCCGGGUCUUUGAAGAAGACCCCAGCUCAGAUCCUCAGCAGCCAUCCUUUUCCCUAACAGCUCAUCUGCCCCAGGCACACUCCCAGGAUGUGAACUGUGUGGCUUGGAACCCCAAGGAGCCAGGCCUCCUGGCCUCCUGCAGUGAUGAUGGUGAGAUGGCCUUCUGGAAAUACCAACGACCUGAAGAUCUGUAAGGCCCUUUUACCCCACCACACACAUCCCCUGGACCUUCUGGCAGAGGGAUAACACUGAUAUUCCCCAGAGGGGAAAAAAAUCACGAGAAUCCGUUUUCUUAGUCUACAUAAAAAGCCAGAAGGGGCACAGUGCUAGCUUCACUCAUUUUGUGUCUGAACUUAAUCCCCUAUUCGGUUUGUCAGCUGGUUGCAAGAGCCAAACUCCAGAAUCACUAAUAAUUUUAUCAUCCUGUUACUUGGGCGCCCUGGUUAAAUUGUGUAAAAUAAAUGUUUUAAAAA